AUAAUUAUUAGAAAACUUUCAGCUCAAAUAAUACAGAGAAAUUGGCUCACUUAUUUGGACAAAUCAUUAUUUCGACUUCUAAAACAUACAAUCUGUGCAGCGGAAUAUUUUGCAUCGUAUGAAAUACUGAAGAAAGUGAGUCCUUUAGAGGCCCAACUUGUCAAAGAUCCUAGCAUGAAGUAUAAAGUCAGAUUCAGAUUUAAUGGUGAAAAUUUUCCACCCUACAUAGUGUUUAAAAUUUUUCUUCAGACUGAUAGCUGUAAAUGCAAGUAUUUCAGCGGGAAAAACGUAUUAAUGGCAUCGAAUGAGGGAAUGUGUAGUGCUUACAAUAUGAUGGGGAAAAAGAAAUUUUAUCAGCAGAUUAUGGAAGAUGAACGUUAUUACCAGAAGUUUAAAGUAACUGAUCAAAAGGAUAUUGUCACCCAGAAAGAUUAUGUGCAAUACGACUCUCAUAGCCCAUUUUAUUUACAAAUGAAGCUGGCUUUCUUAAGAACAAGCAAUGAUAAAAGAGAAAACUGCUCAUCCUUGUCAAGAGUCUGUAGUUUAUAUCGUCCAUAUCAGCAGACAGCUGAUGUGAAACUAACCACUCGUUAUCCUAAACUGGCUCAAAUGAGAGUUGACAAAAUGAAAAAAGGUUAUGUAAAGGAUAAGGAAGCAAAGAUGUAUGCAAAGACUGUGCAAAAAACAGUCAAACCAAGUGAAAAACCAAUAGUAAUAGGGACGACAGUCUUCUCCACGCCAUCUUUUGAUAUUGUGAAAGUUGAAAGAUCCACUUCAGACGAAUCAGAACAAGAAGAAAAUAAGUUAUUUAAGUGGUAUCAAGACCUGAGUGUUCAUCGGAGUUCAUUAUUGUAA
This is a messenger RNA of Dipodomys ordii (Ord's kangaroo rat), 855 nucleotides long. RefSeq names its product chromosome unknown open reading frame, human CXorf58 (gene CUNHXorf58). The transcript is spliced from 7 exons. The record is from RefSeq and is a predicted model, not a curated record. NCBI's taxonomy places the organism in Eukaryota, Metazoa, Chordata, Mammalia, Rodentia, Heteromyidae. The annotation marks the transcript as partial.